This is a messenger RNA of Amoebophrya sp. A25, 5022 nucleotides long. NCBI's taxonomy places the organism in Eukaryota, Dinophyceae, Syndiniales, Amoebophryaceae. The record is from the annotation of a GenBank genome assembly.
GUGCAUUCCUGUUGACUCGUAGAAGCUCAUAUGAGCAGUCUGCUACCUCGAGGACUAGAAAGCGAUAGACUUUACUAGUGUUCAUCCUUGCAACAUGCAGCACGCUUUCAAAGAUCUGGGAGAGUGAUAGAUCUUUGAGCUUAUCAAAAAGAGAAGUUGGUAGUUCUGAUCAGUGGCAGGAGUCAUGAACUGAUCAUAGAGGCAAAUUUGUAGUGCUGAAUGAGUUCAAAAAGAUCCAUUCAAAUGAGCAAAAACCUGGCUGGUCUGCUCCUGUUUUAAGAGCUAAAAAAAGACACUAGUUUGAUUUUUUAAGUUGAAUCACGACUAGUCUACACGCUAUUCUAAGGGGACGCGGAUGGUCGAGAAGGGUGGCGAGUGGUCACCUACAUUACGAAUACAAAAAAAAAUGAAGAUAUCGAGCACAAUCUAUGGCACUUCAUACAAGGCGAAGGAAAGCUCUUGCGGUGGAUCUUUUCACCUUUCUGCCGAUCGGAAAAAUGGGAAACGACGUCCGAAGCCGCCCUUCACGCUGACCUUCGUAGCUCUUGGUGUAGCAUUUUAAGGCUCGAAAGGUUCGUGGUCACAUCCAAAAUCUUCGACAUCUGUCGAGCUGAAGCUUCCAUUGUUGAUUGAAACAAAAUACUUAACUGUUUGUCAGUGAAACUGAUGCUUAAACUGAUGCUCUAAGCCUUAGCAUCGCAUACUGUAUAUAGCAGCGGAGUCGGACUUAGAGAAGCCUUGUCCAGUUCUGUUGGGAAGACGGCAACUCGACAUGAAGUGACGACACAUGAUGUUUCCAGCAAAGACGAAGACUCCAAGGACACUAUUUGGUUCGAAAAUGACAGUUUGAAACGUCUGGGCUUACGCGUGAAAUGGUCUCCGGUCCGAGUUUACUUUCAUGGGCAAUGGCAUGUCGUUCAUGCAUAUACGAAAGUUCCUGUGCUUAUAAGACCAGACAAAAGCGCCAGGGCUUUGAAUUUUACGCUUGUGGAUGAACAGCAGACGUAUUGGUAUGGUAGGUCUACAACGUCUGAAAACAAGAAAGUAGUUUUGCAACUCAGUAUCAAAGAACAAAAGCAAGGCGGGGAUAGAGAUGAAAUUACAGUAUUCGAGCAGCACUUUUUUGGUGGGGACUUGCUUGGAACAGCGUAUAGAAACGCAUCAGAGUUUCUAGACGACUCACAUCCAGAACCGCAGACGUCGUUUCCGGUCUUCUUUGCCUCGGAUGAAGGAAAGAGGCAUCCAGAGCAAAGCCAAGUGAGUCUACCAGGUGAGCAGAGACCGGGACUAGCAUCUUCAUCAAGCUUAGAAGAAACUCAAACUGCAGCACCAGAACCUUGGAACUAUUUCCUCAUCGCCGGUUGUCAAUUAGCGGAGGUUCAUACUGGUACCAACACGCUGUUUCCUCAGCCUUCGCACCUGGGUUACGAGUCUUCGCCGUUGGUAUGGCAUCGAAACGGGUCGACCGCAGUGCUUUCUCAUUUGUCGCAUUUCAAGCAUGGGGUGAUGAGCCGAGGUUUGAACAAGGAUACUCACGACGGUAAUGAUCCAGAACACGAGCGUCAAUUAAGACUUGGGUUAUCGGGAGAACUCGAACGCAUUUCAAAGGAUACGAGAUAUGCAGCGGUGCUAUACCACAGCUGGACGAGGAGAGAAGAUGAGGAUGACGCGAAUAAAGCAGGAGAAGGUAGCGGAGGUGUAGUUGAUGUACCUCGACACCAUAGACACAACAGUCAAGUCGGUGUCCGACAAACGAUGUAUCGUUGGGGAAACUUCGUGCAUGACUUUGUACGUGCAGAGAAGAACGGAGGCAAGAAAAAGCAUCUCCCUGACGACUCAGAUCCUGUACUGGCGAAACUAGGGUUUUUCACUGAUAAUGGCGCUCAAUUCUAUGGUGAUUCCUACAACGCGGGUGCCCCUCGAGGACAAGGGAGAGAGCUGAAUUUGACCUGUUGUACAAGUGAUAAGAUAUACCCGGUCUUGCGAAAAGGAGGAACAAAGCCUAGUGCUAGUCCUGGGGUUCCCUCCCUUCACUACCUUCAGUUAGACGACUGGUGGUAUAGAGGUGUGUACCCGUCACCGCAAGAUUGGGGCAUUAAAUGCGUUGAAGACUGGACGUUUCCCACGAGUGUGGGUGCUGAUCGCAAUUUCUCGGACAUCGCCAGGCAAUUCCCGGAUCUGAGUCUGAUGCUGUAUGGACCGUUUUUCUGUCCUAACAGCACGCUUUUGAAUUAUAGUCAUACUUCUACUUCACAUUCAUCAGAGCAGACACAGACAACAGCCACAGCAUCGUGGGUUUCCUCAGGCACAAUGCCUGUUUUAACUCCACGUGGAACGGAUGGGAGCUCUGAAAAGAUCUAUGACGAGCUAUUUCGACGAGCGGCUUUUGCUUUUGGAGAUGAUCCUGCUACUUUAGAACAAGUAUCUUCAGAGACUACGGCUACUAGAACACAACUUUUCACGAAUUUUGAGAUUGACUUCAUGAACGAAAUUUUUCUGCGGUCUGCUGAUUUCCGUUCGACGUUGGAUUUGUACGAAUCAUGGCUGUGGGGGUUGGAUAAAGCCGCACGAAAAGCGAACUUGUAUGUUCAGUACUGCAUGAUGUUGCCAUCUGACGUUUUCCUGGCGAUUGCGAUGGUUAAGGCUACAACUACUGCGAAGCGGGGUUUAUUUGCCCGCUUGUUUAUCAUGGGUUUCACUAGAACUCGUCUUCUAACAUCGACCGCACGACCAACGGUCGCGCCAGUGACGACUACGCUGCAGUGCAUACGUGGGACGUUUUUGCUAGCAGUUUGCUGUUCGACUCUUUGCGGUCGAUGAGGCCAUCGAAGGAUAACUUUUGGUCGAGCCCAGUGUAUCCUUCAGAUGCCAACUUCAACGUCUUGAACACAGGUUAUGGUGGGGUGAACAGUAGUUGCUUAUAGUUGGUAGUUGCCUUCUUGGUAGAUUCUUGCAUUUGCAUUACAUGCAAUGGACGAAACGAGAUAGUAUGAGAUGAACACCACGAAGACAUCUGUUCGCGGGCGUGUAAGAAAGAAUAAGAAGUGUCACUAGACACCUCGAAACAAACGGCGGUGAUCCAAGCAUGAACCUACUCGUGCAUAGUCUGGUCGCGACGUAUUCCUUGGGCCCGGUGGGUGUGAGUGAUCUGGUUCUGAACGGUACGGUCUUGUCACGGAUUGCGAUGAGCAAUGGCACGCUGUUGCGACCGCAGAGACCUCUGACGGUCGCAGAUAAGAUAAGGCUCUAGGACUGCGAGGAAAUUUGUGGAUGAAAAGAUCUACAAGUUUAAAAGCCAUACGGAUAUUGGCGUCCACCUACCACCAAGGACGAGUCCUUUAAUUAUUCAUAGAGGUGGUCGGUCUGUAUGAAAUGUGUCAUUACUCACACGAAGUUGGAAGAUUAAUUGAGUAUUCCUCUUGAAUAGUCGUGGUUCUAAACUCCGUCUGGCAAGAGGGAUACCACUCGACCGGUCGAGUAGCGAGUACUAGGAUCGACAAUGAAAGCUUCGCUGUGUUUUUCGGGAACUACACUAGAACUAAAGACCUUCAAGGGGGUGAAAAAAGUGCUUUUUGGAAUGCGGAAGUCGUAAUGGCGCAAGUUGUCGACGACGGACUGGGUGGAGGUUCUCAGGAUGAGGAUACUACUUCUGCUUCUAGAAGUACAGUGACGGCCCGAAAUAACGGCGUCCUACUUGUCCGUCGUAUUGCAACGAUGUCGGACGGAACUGAGGUACCAUGGGAAAGCGAUCCUGCUAUGUUGGCUGAGGCCUCUGGACGAGUAGAUCAUAAGCUAGUAGGGGAGCAGAAAAUAGGCACCAGCAAACAGGCUGUGCGACUGCGUGUAAAACCAGAAGACCGAUCCUUCGUCAAAGCGCGGCUGUUACUUGAACGACCAGGCUCUCUUGGAGGAAAGGAUACCUUCAAGGUUUUUAGGCCGUCUUCUUCUAGUCUGAAGACACAUACUAGUACUGUGUCAUCUUCCAUAUCAACUACAACAAGUACAUCUCGUUCUAUCAGAAAUACAACCCCCGACGUCACGCUCACGUCGUCUUCUUCGCCACAUCAAAGUAACAACAAGUUGUUUGUUUCCUAUGAGUUGUUUUGGAUGUUUCACUUACCACCUCCCUCGAGAAGAACUUCAGUGGAAAAUAAGAGCAACAGCACGGGCCCCGAGACAGACCAGCUUGUCUUCCUUGGUGAGUGGAUGAAGUACGUACCUCGUUCCGCACAACGAUUUGUUGAGAUUAGAAGGAGUUCUUCUUCCACGACUUUUUCCAGAAGUACAACUAGGGAUGUCGAGGAAAGCGGAAGAAGUGCAUCUUCAACAUCAACAACUUUCGUCGCACGCUUUGCACCAAGAGAAUUGACCUCCUUUUCUUGGGUCCGGCUCAGCAGCAAUGACAAGACGGCCUUUCGCAUGCUGGAGCUGCAGAACAAUCACGAUGAGGCGAGGCAAAUGAAAGUGACCAUUGCGAUUUCGGAAGACGCAACAACGGAGGUGGAAAUGGAGGGUGACGAAAUUGUGGAUGUAGAGUUACUUUCAACGUGGGGGUACGAUGGCGAUGCAGGUGCUCAGGGAUCAACUAUUCUUGAAGGUGAUGAUGCAGCAAUUUUCGAGUAGCAAUGGGCGGUGGAUGAUAAUUGAAGGUGUUUCCGCCCGUUAUUUGGAUUGUCGCUUUCUAUCGCUUUCUCUUGGAUUACACUGUAACCAUACCCAUCUGUGCUCCCUAUCUCUGAUUUUGCAACUCGAUUGGAACGAUCGCCAAAUCUCGACACACAAAAAUUGUGACUCAGAUACCUCGGAGAACAAGCACUCAAAUUUUCUUUGAUGUUGAGCUAUACCGUGAUUGCAACCCACGAGACACCAGUAGAGCUACUUGAGACACCAUGAUGAUGAUGAUGAUGAUGCGCCUAUCGAGAGAAUGACGUCGAAUGCUCGUUGAAAUCGAGAGAAUGGAACCGGCACAUGAUUUUUAACGCUGAGUUCGCAAAUGUAGUACUAAGAUGUAUGAUGAUCGUC